This is a messenger RNA of Heterocephalus glaber (naked mole-rat), 660 nucleotides long. RefSeq names its product natriuretic peptide B (gene Nppb). The record is from RefSeq and is a predicted model, not a curated record. Gene Ontology annotation, molecular function: hormone activity; hormone receptor binding. NCBI's taxonomy places the organism in Eukaryota, Metazoa, Chordata, Mammalia, Rodentia, Bathyergidae. Gene Ontology annotation, cellular component: extracellular region; cytoplasm. Gene Ontology annotation, biological process: cGMP biosynthetic process; receptor guanylyl cyclase signaling pathway; neuropeptide signaling pathway.
AGAGGAGUCAGGAGAGCAGUGGGUAGUGAGAAGGUGGAACAGGAGCCGACAGACAGGACAGCUUCAGCCCCAGCCCAUCCUUCCUGCAUUAUGGGUCCCCAGACAGGCCUGCCCUGGACAAUUCUGCUCCUGUUCUUCCUGCACUUGUUACUGGCAGGAGGUCUAGCUCACCCACUGGUCGGGCUCGACCAGGACCAGGCUUCGGAUCAAUUGGGAACACAGGAGCUGUUGCAUCAUCCUGGAGACGGGGUCUGGGAGACACAGACAGAGCAGAUGAUCCCAGGCCCGCUCUUACCAGACAGAGAACCUGCAGAAUGCUGUCAGGGAAAAGCAGCCCCCAAAAGCAGCCUCCAGGGCUUUAGGGGACUCCAAACGCCCAAGGUGAUGCAAGGCUCCAGUUGCUUCGGGAGGAGGAUAGAUCGGAUUGGUUCUGUCAGUGGCCUGGGCUGCAAAGUGCAGAGGCGUCCUUAGGAGGAAGUCCUGGCCACAGGCAUCUGCUUCAGAUUCCUCAAGGGCUCCAUGCCCAACCUCAUGACCUUCUUUGACUUCUAUUUAUUAAUUUAUUUUGAUUUAUAUAUUUGAUUAUUUUCUACAAAAUGGCUUCUCACCUUUGAGCAAAUACUUUCCACAAUGAAAUAAAAUCAACAAUACUGCACUUUC